Pseudogymnoascus destructans is the source of this 606-nucleotide messenger RNA. RefSeq lists its product as uncharacterized. Gene Ontology annotation, cellular component: plasma membrane. Lineage: Eukaryota; Fungi; Ascomycota; Leotiomycetes; Thelebolales; Thelebolaceae. The record is from RefSeq and is a predicted model, not a curated record. Bases 1 to 606 code for a protein of 201 amino acids. Gene Ontology annotation, molecular function: ferric-chelate reductase activity. The transcript has 4 exons. Gene Ontology annotation, biological process: intracellular iron ion homeostasis; copper ion import; iron ion transport.
AUGUUUAAUGGCCCCCAUGGGCCACGUGUUGCCAUGGACGAGUACGAGAGUAUUCUGAUGGUAGCUACCGGCUUUGGUAUCGCCGCCCACUUACCCCACCUGAAAAGACUGAUCUAUGGCUAUAAUGCUCGCAUAGUCCGAGCUCGCCGGAUCCAUCUCGUCUGGCAGAUCCGGGAUAAAGCCGACGGCCUCGCAGCUCAGUCAAUGCUGAACAGCGUAUUGGACGAGGACAAGUACAUUCUCGAGGUCUCAGUCUACCUCGAAUACAGCGAUUCUCCGAAGUUUCCAUUUGGUAACCGUGCUACUGCGUAUCCGGGAUCCGCGCCGUUGCUCGAGAUAUUUCUAGCAGAGGUCUCGGGGAAGUACAUAAAGAGACCACGGAUAGAAUGCGCCGAUAAUAGUAAGGCGUUGGGAAAAUGGGAGCCGGAAGCCCCCAGACCGGACAGAGAUCUAGAGUCUGCGGACUCGGAGGAGGCGGCGAGACACGAGAAGAUGCUCGUUACAGUAUCUGGUUCGGACAAAAUCCGGGAUGAAUUGCGGAUGAUCGUACGUAAGUAUCUCCAGGUCGGAGUCAGCUUGAUAGAACUUGAAUACCAGCCGGAGUAA